CAUUUCUACCCCCACCCCAUAUUCCUCUCUCCUCUUCACUUUCCAAGAUUCUUUCUUUGUAUAGUGUCCGUAUUUCAGUCGCUUAGCUGUAGCUUUUAUCCUCUUUCUUGUUCCUUUCAGUACAUUUUCUUGUCACUAGCUAGGAUCUUCUCCCUUGUGCAUUUCCUUCAUUUUUUGCUUCAACUCUUCAGCUUGAUUGGCUUAUUUGUGAUAUUCCCUUUGCAGAAACCAAACACUGUGAUCCCCCCACCACUUCUUUUGGUUUUGUUUGACUAAUCUAUCAGCUCAGUUUUAAUAGGGGUUAAGAAGAUCCAAACAGGACAAAAUUCUUGGAAUUAGGACAAGUCAUAGAGGAAGGGCUGUUUAUUUGGGGCAUUACUUAGCUUAUUUUCUCCCAUCUUCCAAAGUUUGGAUUUUUAUUAUUAUUAAUAUUGUUGAGGUAGGUUUAACAGGAUAGGCUUUGUUUGGGAUUUCUUAAUGAUUUUCAGAAGAGGAAGCUUUUGGUUUUCUAGGUUCUUCGAUGAGUUUCUUCCAUGUGGUUGGAUUUGGUGUGAAGUUGGGGAGCCUACUGUUGACACCAUGCUACUGGGUUCUAACACUGAUUUCCUUGGAUUGUUGGUUGAGUAAGAGUGGUGGAAUCAUGACCGCCAAGGCUUUUCUUGAUGAUGGAGAGGAGAUAUUGGCCAAUCUGUGGGGGAAGAUCUCCAGCAACAUCUCCAAGAUCCACCAAAGUUAUUCUCAGUAUAUUGUUUCGAAGAAAGUGAGGAAAAACUGGUGGGUUCUUUUGGCAGUUUGGGUAGUUUUUUGGGUGGUUGUAGCUUUUUGUGCCUUUUACCUUUUGAGUACUCAAGUUAAGGAAAAGAGGAAAGAGACACUAGCAAGCAUGUGUGAUGAGAGAGCUAGGAUGCUGCAGGAUCAGUUUAAUGUCAGCAUGAAUCAUGUCCAAGCAAUGUCCAUUUUGAUCUCUACUUUCCACCACGGCAAAAAUCCUUCUGCUAUUGAUCAGAUGACUUUCGCAAGAUACACAGAAAGGACAGCUUUUGAGCGGCCUCUUACCAGUGGCGUUGCAUAUGCUGUGAGGGUUCUCCACCAUGACCGAGAACACUUUGAAAGGGAACAAGGUUGGACAAUUAAGAGAAUGGAACCCCAAUUUCAUGGAAAUGAGUAUAAUGUAGAUAACCUGGAGCCGUCCCCGAUUCAGGAUGAAUACGCACCCGUUAUCUUUGCUCAGGAUACAAUUGCUCAUGUAAUUUCAGUCGAUGUGCUCUCUGGAAAGGAAGAUCGUGAAAAUGUACUGCGUGCAAGAGCCUCAGGAAAGGGUGUUCUCACAGCUCCAUUCAAGCUGCUCAAAACAAACAGACUUGGAGUAAUACUGACAUUUGCUGUCUACAAAAGACAGGUCCCCUCAAAUGCAACCUCUUAUGAGAGAAUUGAAGCAACUUAUGGGUACCUUGGAGGAGUUUUUGAUAUUGAAUCUCUUGUAGAGAAGCUUCUACAACAGCUUGCAAGUGAACAAACCAUCCUUGUCAAUGUCUAUGACAAAACAAAUAUCUCUGAUCCUAUAAGUAUGUAUGGUUCAAAUGUAUCAAUUGAUCACCUGGAGCAUAUUAGUUCCCUAAAUUUUGGGGAUCCAUUCAGAAAGCAUGAAAUGCGUUGCAGAUUCAAGCAGAAGCAACCAUGGCCUUGGCUUGCUAUUAUAACCUCCUUUGGCAUCCUUACAAUUGCAUUGCUCGUAGGGCAAAUAUUUUAUGCCACAAUAAAACGAAUAGAGAAGGUUGAGGAUGAUUAUCAUCAAAUGAUGGAACUCAAAAAGCGUGCUGAGGCAGCUGAUGUUGCAAAAUCACAGUUUCUUGCUACUGUUUCCCAUGAAAUCAGGACCCCUAUGAAUGGUGUCCUUGGGAUGCUUCAUAUGCUCAUGGACACUGACCUGGAUGUAACCCAACAAGAUUAUGUUAGAACUGCUCAGGCUAGUGGUAAAGCUUUAGUUUCACUUAUAAAUGAGGUUUUGGACCAAGCCAAAAUUGAAUCGGGAAAGCUUGAGCUUGAGGCAGUGUCUUUUGAUCCAAGGGAAAUUUUGGACGAUGUGCUGUCACUUUUUUCAGGGAAAUCACAGGAGAAAGGAGUUGAGUUGGCAGUUUAUAUCUCGGAGAAGAUACCAAAGUUGCUAAUCGGUGAUCCAGGGAGAUUUCGGCAGAUCAUCACAAACUUGAUGGGAAACUCAAUUAAAUUCACUGAGAAGGGGCAUAUAUUCGUCACUGUCCAUCUUGUUGAGGAAGUGGCUGUUGAGCAUGGAUCAAGUGGCACUUUGAGUGGGUUCCAAGUAGCCGAUAGACAUAAGAGCUGGAAAGAAAUCAAUGCUUUUAAUCAAGGAGGAUCCCCGUCUUACAAAUUGAGCCCUGAUCAAAUCAAUUUAAUUGUCUCAGUUGAAGACACAGGCGUAGGAAUUCCCUUUGAAGCUCAGCAUCUUGUAUUCACUCCCUUCAUGCAAGUUGGCCCCUCCAUUGCACGGACUCAUGGGGGUACUGGUAUUGGAUUGAGUAUAAGUAAAUGUUUAGUACAUCUGAUGAAGGGUGAAAUUGGUUUUGUGAGCUUGCCAAGAAUUGGGUCUACUUUUACUUUUACUGCUGUUUUAUCUAAUGGUUGUGCUGAUUCAAACGAGCCCAGUUCUGCUUUUUCUGAGUUCAAAGGAAUGAGAGCCUUAGUUGUAGAUCCCCGGACUGUACGAGCAGAGGUCUCAAAGUAUCACAUUCAACGCCUUGGUAUUUAUGUUAAGGUGGUUCAAGAUUUGAAUGAAGAGCUCUUAUUUAUAAGCACCGAGGAAACAAGUAUAAAUAUGGUUCUAGUUGAACAGGAAGUAUGGGAUAGAGAUUCGGGGCAGGUUACUCGAUUUGUCAACAAACUAAGAAGCUACAAUAUCAGUUCAUCUCCUAAACUAUUUUUGUUAGCUAAUUCUAUAAGUUCAGGAGCAAACACCUCAACAUUGGGUGUUUCUACUCCAUUUGUUAUUAUGAAGCCGCUACGAGCUAGUAUGCUUGCUGCGUCUCUCCAGCGUGCCAUGGGGGUUAACAACCAAGGAAACCACAGGAGUGGAAUGGUUUCUGGUGCUCCUCUUUCUGAGCUCCUUCACGGAAGGAAGAUACUUGUUGUGGAUGACAACCUUGUGAACCUUAAAGUAGCUAACGCUGCCUUGCGGAAGUAUGGUGCUGAUGUGGUUUGCACAGACUGUGGGGAAAAUGCAAUUUCACUUCUACGUCCACCUCAUGAGUUUGAUGCAUGUUUUAUGGAUAUUCAAAUGCCAAGGAUGGACGGGUUUGAAGCAACCAAAAGAAUCCGUGAACUUGAAAAUCAAAUUAGUAAUAACAAAAAUCGCAAACAGGAUGAAGCUUACAGAAAUGGACCAAGCUGGCAUGUGCCCAUCUUGGCAAUGACUGCCGAUGUAAUCCAUGCCACAUAUGAGCAAUGUCUGAGGUCUGGAAUGGAUGGAUAUGUCUCAAAACCAUUUGAUCCAGAGCAACUAUACCGCGAAGUUUCACGUUUUUUUCAUCUCAAAUCAAAUUGAGGUCUGUGAAGUGCAUUGUGGCUUGCUGCUUGUAGUGUUUUUGAGUUGAGUGACAUGCUCUUCAAGACACAUCAGAGAAGUUAUAACAGUAGCUCUGUUUCCCCAACAGUGAGUAAUUUAUAACUUACGCCUGCUUGGUAUCUGCAUAUUAUGCUUUUGUUGAUUACUUAAACUUUGCUUGGGCUUCAAACAUUCAACACGCAUCUGCAGAAAAUUUCUUCAGCCAAUUUCGAUGUAUAUAGAAGUCAAGGCAAGAAACUGAUGGCCCGCGUUGUAACGUAAAUGGUCGGAGGGCACAUCUUCUUUCUCCCCGUGCAAGCUUUUGUACUUCCACCAUUCGGGAAGUCUCAGUCUUUGUACCACGGAGGUAGUUUGUGAAAACACGUAGCAAUGGCGAUUGUGUAAUAUGUUUUAUUUAAAUAAAGCAUUGCAGGAUGUAAAAUAGUGUAGGAUUCGUAGUCGACUCAAAUGUUGUUGUAUCACUGAAAAUUAGCUCAAUCUCUAAAACUUGUACAGUUCAGAUCUGGAUACAUUUAGGUCACCAAUUUUUGCAUACGAAUUAUAGUUCUGCAGUUGUGUUGCA
Molecule: messenger RNA, 4142 nt
Organism: Cuscuta europaea
Lineage: Eukaryota; Viridiplantae; Streptophyta; Magnoliopsida; Solanales; Convolvulaceae
Source: the annotation of a GenBank genome assembly